Messenger RNA from Cyanistes caeruleus (blue tit), 8586 nucleotides. The record is from RefSeq and is a predicted model, not a curated record. NCBI's taxonomy places the organism in Eukaryota, Metazoa, Chordata, Aves, Passeriformes, Paridae.
AAAGAAUUGGUGGAGCUUCACUUGAAACUGAUGAGAAAGAUUGGGAAGUCUGUCACAGCAGACAGAUGGGAAAAAUACUUGAUCAAGCAAACUGAGAAAACCCAACUCUGACUCGUGAUAUUAUGUACCCCACUGGAGCCACUUACCAGUUGUGUGGUAAGCAGAAAGCAGGGCGAUAAAACAAGUUUGAGGGAAUAGUUUGGAAAACCUUCUUCAAAGCAGUUUGGAAAUUCUUCUUCAGGGAAGCAGUAAGGAAACCCUCCCUCACACCCCUGUUAAGACCAAAUAUGUCAAGAAUUCAACAGCACUUGGGCUUGGGAGAUGGAAAAAAAAGGAUACCUAGAAAUGAGUGUUGAAUGCAAACUGGGGAUUCUGAAGUAUCUCUGUGAAUGUCAAUUUGAUGACAAUCUAAAGUUUAAGAAUAUCAUUAACGAGGAGGAUGCUGAUGCCAUGCGUCUGCAGCCCAUUGGUCGGGACAAAGACGGCCUCAUGUAUUGGUAUCAACUGGAUCAAGAGCAUAAUGUCAGGAUGUACAUAGAAGAACAGGAUGACCAGGAUGGAUCCACAUGGAAGUGCAUUGUUAGAAACCGCAAUGAGCUUGCCGAGACCCUAGAGCUCUUGAAAGCACAAAUUGAUCCUGCUCUGUUGAAAAACAACAAUUCUCAGCAGGAGAAUUCAUCACGUGAAAGUCCAAGCAUAGAAGAUGAAGACACCAAAAAGGGUGAGGAAGACACCAAAAAGGGUGAGGAAGACACCAAAAAGGGUGAGGAAGACACCAAAAAGGGUGAAGAAGACACCAAAAAGGGUGAAGAAGAAGCUGCACAAGAAAAUCAAUUGAAAAUCAAAGAAGAAAAAGAGGAGGUAGAGGAACAGUCAGUGGAAUCAGAAAGCCUUCCUCCUCCUGUGGUCAAAGAAGACGAAAAUGCACUAAAAAUUGAGAAAGUGGAAGAAAAAGAAAUUAUAAAAUUGCCAGUGAUAGUGAAAUUAGAGAAACCUUCAGAACACAAUGAAGAAAAGCAAACUGUCAAGGAAGAAAGUGACUCCUUUAAGGAAAAUGUCAAGCCUGUUAAAGUAGAGGUGAAGGAAAACAAAACGGAACCCAAAGACCUAAAAGAAGUAAAAAGCUGUAUGGACAAAAUAGCAGUUCAUGAGCCAGAGAGGCUAGAAUUUUGUGUUAAUGUCAAAACUCCACAAGAAAUUGUGGAGAAAUCUGUGGAAGAAAGUGAAAAACUUAAAAAUGACCAGCAGGCAAAAAUACCACUUAAAAAGCGAGAGAUCAAACUGACAGAUGACUAUGAUAGUCCAAUAAAAGGGCCCAUGUGUAAAUGUGUUACUCCAACAAAGGAUGUCUUGAAGGAAGAAGGGAAACCAGAAGAAGAAGCUUUUAAGAGAGUCCCUACCAUUACUGCUCUAUGCCCUGAUGGGAAAGUUCUAGUAAAUGGAGAGGUUAGCUGUGAAAAAGUAACCCCGAGCGUCAUACAAAAUAGUAAGUCAGAACACUCUGCUAGUGCUAUGGAAGACAGCCCCUCAUUAAAAGAGAAAAAUGGAAAAAGCGGGGAAAAAGUAUCAGACUCUCUAAAUUCUGUUAGUAAAAUUAUAAAAACAUGUGAGAUUGAGAAAAAUGCAGUAACUGUCCUGAAAGAGAUCGGCACUGUGGUCUCUGAGGUUUCUAAUCAGAAAGUGCCUUCAAAGGAGGAAUCUAGUCCUGUGGAAAAAGAGUCCCUUGACAGCACAACUACUGAGACAGUAGCAGAAGAGUCUUCAAAACCUGAAGACUGUGCCAAAACAACUGCAGAGAAACAAGCCACUGAUCUCAAAAACGACAGCCUGCCACCACCCAAAGAAUGUUCAGAGAAGCUAGAGAUGUCCCCAAAUUCAUCUGCUCCUGCAGAACUGCCUAAGCUUGCACUGGCUGAAGAAGAGACUUUGAAAAGUAAAGAUGAGCCUGAGGAGAAAAACGACUUUCCAGAAGCUGCUGAGAUACCUCCUGCAUCCACUUCACCUGUUACAGUAGAGAAACCUGUUUCAGAAAAGGAGGACUCUGAUAGUAAAAUGGCUCUACCUGAGGAGAGCAAAGUAGAAGAAAAAUCCAGCCCUGAAAAACAAGAGGAAGAACCAGAAGCUGCCAAAACAGAGCCAGAUAGAUUAGAUGAUGCCCAUGCAUCAAAUCUAGAGGACUCCUCAGAGAGUAAAAAGGAAUCUCCAGUACCUAAAAGCAAAUUUAAAUAUAAGCUAGUUUCUGAAGAAGAAACCUGUGCAACAGAGAAUAAAGAAAUAACUUCUGAAAGACAAAAAGAAGGAAUUAAAUUAACAAUCAGGAUCUCUAGUCGGAAGAGAAAGACAGAAACACCACCAGAAGAGGUCAGCAUUGGCCGCACAUUAAGGCGAUCGCCAAGAAUAUCCAAGCCUACUCCGAAAGUUGUGGAGACUCGGGAUCAGAAGCCUGAGAAGAAGCGACCUGAAGAGGAAGAGGAGAAACCUGCAGCAGCACAAAAACCAGAACGAAAAGAAGAUGCAAAAAAGCAGGAGAAGGAGACAAAUUCUAAAGUUAACAAGAGAAGCAAAGUUCGGUGGACGGGUACACGGACACGUGGCAGGUGGAAAUACUCAAGUAAUGAAGAGACUGAGGACUCUGAGAGUGAAAAAAACUCUGAGGAGGAGGAAGAAGAGGAGGAAGAGGAAGAAGAAGAAGCUCCACCUGCUGAUGAUGAUGAGCCCUGCAAGAAGUGUGGCCUUCCCAAUCAUCCUGAGCUGAUUUUGUUGUGUGACUCGUGUGACAGCGGCUACCACACAGCCUGCCUUCGCCCUCCGCUGAUGAUCAUCCCCGAUGGAGAGUGGUUCUGCCCGCCUUGCCAGCAUAAAUUACUCUGUGAGAAAUUAGAGGAACAAUUACAAGAUCUGGAUGUUGUCUUAAAAAAGAAGGAGCGUGCAGAACGCAGAAAAGAGCGAUUGGUGUACGUGGGUAUCAGUAUUGAGAACAUCAUUCCACCUCAGGAGCCGGAAAUACCUGAAGGUCAGGAAGAAAAGAAGAAAGAUUCCAAAAAGCCCAAAUCGAAACUUGAAAGGAGAUCUACUAGAACCCGAAAAUGCAUAAGCUACAGGUUUGAUGAAUUUGAUGAGGCAAUUGAUGAGGCAAUUGAAGAUGAUAUCAAGGAGGCUGAUGGAGGAGGCAUUGGCAGAGGCAAAGACAUGUCGAAUAUCACAGGUCACCGUGGAAAAGACAUUUCUACAAUCCUAGAGGAGGAAAGGAAGGAAAACAAGCGACCACAAAGAGCUGCUGCAGCACGACGCAAGAAACGACGGCGACUAAAUGACUUGGAUAGUGACAGUAACAUGGAUGAAGAAGAGAGUGAGGAUGAAUUCAAGAUCAGUGAUGGAUCUCAGGAUGAGUUUGUAAUAUCAGAGGAAAAUCUGGAUGAAAGUGAAGAUGAACCACCAUCAAAUGAGGACAGUGACUCCGAGUUCUGUGCCCGUAUCUCCAGGCGACACCUCUCCAGGCCCAUGAGGCAAAGCCGGCGGUUACGAAGGAAAACAGUCAAGAAAAAAUACUCUGAAGAUGAUGAAGACGAAGAGUCUGAGGAAAAUUCAAGCAGAGAGUCUGAGAGUGGUGAUUACACAGAUUACAGUGAUGAUGAUUACCUGGAAACUAGGAGGAGAAGAUCAAGACGGAAUCAGAAGAGACAAGUUAAUUAUAAGGAAGAUUCAGAAAGUGAAGGCUCACAGAAAAGUGUCCGAUAUGGGAAGGAGUUGAGAAGAGUUCAUAAACGCAGGCUCUCUACUUCAGAUAGUGAAGAGAGCUACACAUCUAAGAACUCUGAAGAUGAUGAAUCCACAAAGGAGUCAAAGCGACUGAUUCGAAAACGUCGGCGAAGUACAGAUGACUAUUCCGAGGAAGAAGGAGAGGAUGAGGAGGAAGAAGGGAAGCCUGUCCGCAAACGCCUGAAUCGAAUUGAGACCGACGAGGAAGACGCGUGUGAAAAUGCGAACAACGAUGCAGAAACCCCCGCUCCUGCAGAUAAGCUGCCAGCAGCACAAGCCCCCCAAGACAACCCCAAGAAGCACUGCUACCGGAUAGAGAGUGAUGAUGAAGAUGACUUUGAUAAUGUAGGGAAAGUAGAAAGCCCUUUGGACUACAGCCUGGUGGACUUGCCUUCCACCAAUGGACAGAGCCCAGGGAAAACCAUUGAGAACUUGAUUGGCAAGCCAAGCGAGAAGACCCAGGCCCCCAAGGACAGCACAGCCAGCGCCAGCCUGGCGCCCAAUGGGACAGGGAGUGGGCAGGAAGCGGUAGGGCCAGAGGAAGAUGAAGAUGAACUUUUGAGAGUGACUGACCUUGUUGAUUACGUCUGUAACAGUGAACAGUUAUAAGACUUCCAUUUUUGUGCUAAUUUAUUCCACGGUAGCUCAUACCAGCGGGCCAGUUAUUAAAAGCUGUUUUAUUUUUCCUAGAAAUUUCUCCACUACAGUAUCACUUUCUAGAAGCAAGAAUUUCACCAGUCCUGCAGUCUUUCUGUGAAGUGACCAGUUUUGAACUUUGAAGAUGAAUUGCUGUAAAUUCCCUCUCUUACCCCCCUUCUCCUUCCAAGUCCAUGGUCCUGGGUAAUUUCACUCACAAAAACCUUAUAACAACAAGAGAUUUGUAUAUUUUUGACUUUAUAUUUCCUGAGUGCAUACAAAUUUGUGGAAAUGGGUGGCCUAAGAAAGCAUUCCAAAUCAGUCAGGGCCCAAACCGGAACUGGGGUGGGUUUGGCUCAAGGGGUGGGGGGGAUGGGAGGGGGGUGGUGCAGAAGCACUUGUGCUUUAGCUUUUUCAUAUGAGAUAUAUAUUAUAUUUAAAUGUUCACAACUUAGAUUACAACUUAACAGACAGUUAAAAGCAAAAUUAAUGUCUGUACUGUCGCAUUUUGUGAGUUGUAGGUUAACAUACCAUAGCUCAUUUUAGUAAUCACCUUCAUGGAAGCAGUUUGAUUUUAAUACUGGAGGCAAACAGAAUUAUUAGAGGCCAAGAAGGUACCAUAAACAAGAACUCUGCUAUUCAUUAUGACUUGCAGACUUUCCUAAUAAACAUCCUUUAAAGUGUUUGUACAGUGAAGUGUACUGUAAUGAAGUUUUUGACAGUCAAAACAUUCUAGCCAUGAAUUUCUAAAGUGAUCUCAUGCACAGUUCAUCAGAUGGCCUUCAAUGCACAGUGUCUAGUGGGAGGACAUAUUGAUGUCAAAUAAGUCUGUAAGCUGGAUGUCAAGUAAGUCUGUAAGCACUGCGAACUUUUACAGACAAAAGAACCCUGCGGUCACUGCCCGGCCACGUGAAUUUCAUCAGCAGUCGGAGUACUCUGAACAAAAUGUGUUUGUACAAACAGCAUUGACCACAGAAUGACAGUGCAUAAGAGGAUGGAGGGAUUUUCAAAUAAAUCAUGACUGGUCCAUUCAUGCCCUUAAUAUCUACUUCAAAUUGAAGUAAACAAAUGGAACAGUUUUCCUUUUGGAGGUUUCCUGUUUGGGGUUUGUGUGUGUUUUUGUUUUGGUUUUACCUUAUCUGCCUGGAUGUAUCAGCAGGUUUUGAAUGUAGUUGUUGGCCUUUGGCCAUUAGAAUUUUCUUAAAAAUACAGUUUAAUAACUGUCAUGUGACCAACUGAUUUCGAGAAGGCAGAGUUUCUGAGAGAAAACGCUUGACUCCAAGACAUCUCAACUUUUGAGCGGGAAUGAAGUGAUAUGAAGCUUUUAUUCAAGGGGGGAAAAAAAGACAAUGGAGGAAUAAAAACCCCUCCAAAUCAACAUGGGGCACAUCAAAAGCAUUCUGUUUUCUCUUUACUCUGAUUAAGAUGCAGGCUAUAGCAUUUGUAUAUGUAGGACACAGACAGUUCAAACAGAUCUGCCAAACAUUGAAAUCCUAAAAGGUCACAUCUAUUAAUCCUUUUGCUCUGAGAUUUGGAUUUUUGACUGGUGUUUAUGUCCAUUGCCGGCAAUGGAUGCACCAAAACUGCUGCUGCCACUGAGGAGUGAGUUCUCCUUUCUUGCCCCACCUGAUUCCCUUCCAUUACAUUGUAUUUACUGGUCUGUUAUUAAGCACUUCUGUUUUCUUGCAAUAAAACCAGCAUUAGGCCUUUACUAAAUACCUCUCUAGAAAACCUAGAUCCAAAAUUUACUUACCUUCUGGCCUUUUAAAGUCUUGGUUUUGUUUCCCCACCUCUUCUUCCACAAGGUCAGUCAGAACCACUCCGUGACUCUUACUUGUUUGGGUUCCAGCAGUGCACCUAUCAUGCUACAAAACUAGGAUCAGAAAGAUGCAAAAAGAUGGAACUUGCUCAUUAGCUGAUGUGCUAAGCAAGCUUGUGAUUAAAAACAAAAAGAAAUCGCUCUCUACAUGGCAGUUUGAUUUCAUCAAAGAUUAAAUGUUUUCCUACCUUAUUGAUGUUAACAAUUAACAGUAAAAUGAUUAAAAGGGGGUAGUGAAGAGCCACAGAAGCUUAAAACGAGUUCUUGAAAGCAUAUGUAGCAUUAUAAGCUACUCUAGUGCUUUUCUUCGCCUAGGUGAUGUGUAAAUGUAGUGCUUCUAAAUUCUAAUAUACUUGUGUGUAAGAAGAAGAACAUAAGGCUUCCAUGUGUCCAUGGUAGUAGCUGCUGAGCAUUUUUAAUACUUGCAGUGCAAACUGAUUCACAUCCAUCAACUCUGUGUAAUCGAUUCCUCAUUUGUUUUGGCAGUGCCAUAUUUUCUUUUGCUGUCUGAUGGAACCUUUUAGUAUCUGAUCAAACAUUUUUGCUUGUAGAGUCAACUCCAAAAGCUAAAUACUUAGUGGGGAUGUACUUGUGUAUGUAAGAAAUUAAAAAAGUUGCAAUUCUGGAUAUACUAAUCAUGAAAAAAAUUGAGUACUGAGUUAGAGCAAUUUAAAAGCAGGAAAGACUGGGAAGCAAAAUAGGAGCAUUGAAGCUUGCAACAGAAGUGUCAUGUUUCAAAAAUGGCCAGUUGUUACCAAAUUGUACUUUCUAUAGGUCUCUUCUUAAAAGCAACUUUUCUGUCUUCUAAGAAGUCACCCUUGGUAUCUGAUAUGGCUUCAUCCCACAGGAUCAAGAGUUCCUCCUUUGAUCAGUGGGAAUGGUGUGCAAGGAAAAACUGAAAAAAAUUCUCUGAAAAGUUUUACCAUUUUAAAACUUGGUGUUAAUGUCAUUUUUAAGGCUUUCUGCUCGGUGGAAAACAUAUCAUCUCCUAUUUGGGAAGAUAACAUUUUUUGACAAGAGACCAGCUAUCACACAGGAUUCAUGCUGUUACAAUAUGUCUAUGUAAUUCCAGAGUGAAAAUGUCUUCCUGGUGUCUUUACAAUCUUCUGCCCUUCUGUGUUCCAUGUGAGAUCAGAAGUUAGGUGUCUUUGAAUAGUGAUCUUCAGGUGUAGCUUUGGGCUUAAAUUUCAAACCAUAUGGGAAAUGGGAAACAGACUUGGGAUUGAUUUUAAUGAGAACAAGCUACUGGCUGAGCAUGCAGAGCAUUUAUUCAGCAAACUUGUUUAUUCCACAAUGAUUGCUACUAAAAGCUUUGUCUUUUUUUUACCUGCAAGCUCUUCUGUAUAUAUCUGAUUGGGAAGAAAGCUGAUCUCUGUAUGUAGUCUAAGUAGCACUGCUGGGAAGAAGAAUAUAUAAAUCAAGUGGAGGAGUGGAUGUUCUUUGUGCCACCAAGAUAGAUGCUGGCUAUUUGCUUCCCUGUGUGGGCCUUCUGUGACUCAGCGACAAAAAACACACAAGCAGGGCCACUCUGCAGUAAUGAAUGGGGUGUGUUAAUCUAAGCAGAAAGGGGAUAGAAUUAACUGGGUUGGUUUCACCACAGUCUCUGUCUUCUGCUUAAGUCUGAUAAACCUGAGCAUAUUCUUGAUAUAAGAUAGAAAAUGACAUCACAUUUAACAACCCGUAGUAAGGUCACUGCUGAACAAUCAACUUUCUGAUACUUUCAUUUUGUACAUGCUGAAUUGCAUUAUAAAAUCACUUCAUCUUCCUGAUAAUUUUUUAGAAUGAAAAGAUUGUUCUGGUCUAGCAGCAUUUAGGAGAAACAACAGAUUCUUUUUGCAAAAAAGCUCAUUUUUGAAGCGUCACCUUUAAGAUUUUGUUGUAUUAAGUGUCUCAGUUACUCUCCAUAUUAUGGGAGGUAAUUGCUUAGUUGGACUUUUCUGUUCACUUCUGUUUUCUAAUUGCUGUAUCUGAACUCUUGAUGAGAGAUCUUAAAUUGAGAAGCUCGAGGGGCAAAAGAUGUAUGUUCACAAAAGAAAAAUUGUAUGGUAGUGGUACAUUUGCUCUGAUUUCUUUUCACAUCUAUUAUUUGAACUACACUGGUAUCCAGAUGCUACGACUGUUUAAUAAUUUAAUCCUUCAUUGUCAGGGGGUCCAUUUUAUACCUCUGUUUUCAGGUGCUUAGAACAUGGUUUUCAGUUUUCUUCAGUAGGAAGCUCUAGUCUAAACCUUCAAAUAAUGAUUUCAAAUCAUGUGUUUUUACAAACUUCUUUUAUGAAAAGUAAACAAGGAAUUUUUAUGGUAUCUGGUUUUUUUUAAAUUCACUUUGUAUACAAUGAUUUAAAUAAAUCAUGGCAGUAAUGCUUGCCCCAGAA